AUAUCAUGGCCAAUAUCACCACAACGAUACAACCAAGUAAUCUCCCAUGGCACCCAGAGGCAGCCCCACUCUCCCACAUGUCUUUGCAGGUCCAAGAGGUCUACCCAUUCCAUGAUGGCUGGAACGUGGCCUGCUUCAUCAUCCUGCUGCUCUUCAUCCUCACCGUCCUGUCUCUGGCGGCCUUGGCCGUGCUUUACGAGCUACUGGACUGCGGCUGCUGUGCCAAAGGGAAGACACAUCAGCAGCUACAGGAGGAGGGGCCGGGAGGCUGCAGCAAGAUCAUUACCAGUAUUUGCAAUGAGCCAGAAUCCCACACUGAGGUGGUAUAGUGGCGACGUGGUUGGAGAUGAAGAAUAUUUGGACUCAAAUGAUGAACUGGGCAAUAUACAACAAAGACUCCGAUGCCCUGCAAAAGAACUUCCUUAAAUGCGCAAUAGUGGUACAAGUGCUUACAUUUGAGAGGAUGCAAAGGGGGGAAGAAAAGAUUUUGAGAGAGUAUAUUUAGCUUAAUUUUUUACACAUUUACAUCUAACACCACUUAAAACACACGGGAGACCCUCAAUGCCAAACUUAACACUGGAAAUACUAACAAAAGAAAGAGAUCACACACGACUAGUCUUGUAAUAAUGAUACAAGAGAUGGUACUAAUCUUUUACAACACCUGUCCUAUGAAUACUGCACAUACAUAUGACUUGAGCAAAUCUAAGGACUUGAGUAUUCUGAUUUCCCAAUGAGUUCUAAUAAGUAACAAUCAAGUUUCUCAAGCGUAGCUGGACAGCAUUGUUGCAUUGGAUGAAGCAAGCGUUCCUCUGCUCUCUAGUAAACUAUAUCCCAGUGUUGUCAACAUGUUUAGCAUUACAACUUUAUCUUAUGUCUCAUCAAGUCAAGUGACACUUGAUAGCUGCACAGUGUUGUAAUUUCUCAUGUCAUACUGAGCACAAUGUUUGAUUACAUAUGCCUUACCACAA
Notolabrus celidotus (New Zealand spotty) is the source of this 968-nucleotide messenger RNA. It is a transcript of the gene smim18, whose product is annotated as small integral membrane protein 18. The coding region runs from base 6 to 329 and encodes 107 amino acids. NCBI's taxonomy places the organism in Eukaryota, Metazoa, Chordata, Actinopteri, Labriformes, Labridae. The transcript has a single exon. The record is from RefSeq and is a predicted model, not a curated record.